AUGGUCCGCGCACCGAGGCAGACCGACGCUCUCGGUGCCAACUACGCUACAAGGGCGGGGCAUGAGCGAGCUUUGGAAUAUUUGACGGUCACCGCGUGCCGCAGAAACCUGGCAGGAGACAUGUGCGCGAUCAUGCGCGUCCACGCGUUCCUCGAGCAAUGGGGUCUCAUAAACUACCAGAUCAACCCAGACCAGCGACCUGCUGCCCUCGCACCCCCUUUCACCGGCCACUUCCGCGUCACCCUCGACACUCCUCGUGGUCUCCAGUCUCUCAACCCUGGAACACGGCCAAAGGAUUCGAAUGCUCAGGCCGCUGUCAAUGGUGCCACGAAGCCCUCCCCCACUCCCGCAUCCCUCGAGCUCCGGAACUCGAUAUACCAGACUUCAGCCGAGUCUUUGCGUCCUGUCUUCUCCACCGAGGCUGCAUCCCUCGCCAACGGCGCCAACGGCAUCUCUGGCGAUAACCCCACGACCAUCAAGUACCAGUGCCACACCUGUGGCAUCGACUGCACGUCUGUCAGGUUCCACUUGCUCAAGCAGAAGAGCUUUGAGCUCUGCCCACCUUGCUACCUCGACGGCCACUUCCCAUCCCACAUGUACAGCGGCGACUUUGUCAAGCUCACGAGCACCACCAGUGCUAACGGCGUACACCAGGCAGCGGGCGCUGCGGCCGACGACGACUGGUCGGACCAGGAGAUCCUGCUCCUGCUCGAGGGUGUCGAGAUGUACGACGACGACUGGUGGGCCAUUGAAGAACACGUCGGAACCCGCUCCGCACAGCAGUGCAUCCGCAAGUUCCUCCAGCUGCCUAUCGAGGACCCCUACCUUUCUGCGGAGGGCGACCUUGGCCCUCUGCGUUACACGCGCGUGCUGUUUGAGCAGGCAGACAACCCUGUCAUGAGCGUGGUAGCUUUCCUCGCAGGUGUCAUCAGCCCCGGGGUCACAGCGGAGGCCGCGAAGACUGCUGGCGCGCUCGUGGAUGCGGAGGACCUCCAGAUCCGCUCGAUGCUCGCGUCACUCAUCAAGCUCACGCUCACGAAGCUCGAACUCAAGACGGCGCAGUUUGACGAGCUCGAGGACGAGCUCGAGGACGAGCACAAGAGCCUCAAGAGUGCGCGGAUGACCCUGGUCAACGAGCGUGUCAACCUCCGACGGCUGCUCGACAAUGUCAGGAGCGAGCUCGCGAAGCACGGCGCGACGCCCAUCCCCGGGCUCGCGAACGCCGUCGCGCAGGCGCAGACGGGACUCGGCGCGAGCGGGCAGGGUACGAAGGUGAAUGAAGUCCAGGGCGGGGCUCCUGCUGAGAGCGACCAGGGCCGGUAA
This is a messenger RNA of Trametes versicolor FP-101664 SS1, 1323 nucleotides long. RefSeq lists its product as uncharacterized. The record is from RefSeq and is a predicted model, not a curated record. The transcript is spliced from 3 exons. NCBI's taxonomy places the organism in Eukaryota, Fungi, Basidiomycota, Agaricomycetes, Polyporales, Polyporaceae. Gene Ontology annotation, cellular component: SWI/SNF complex. Gene Ontology annotation, biological process: positive regulation of DNA-templated transcription. The coding region runs from base 1 to 1323 and encodes 440 amino acids. Gene Ontology annotation, molecular function: DNA binding; histone binding; zinc ion binding.